Chrysochloris asiatica (Cape golden mole) is the source of this 945-nucleotide messenger RNA. Its product is annotated as olfactory receptor 8H1-like. Bases 1 to 945 code for a protein of 314 amino acids. Gene Ontology annotation, biological process: G protein-coupled receptor signaling pathway; sensory perception of smell. The record is from RefSeq and is a predicted model, not a curated record. Gene Ontology annotation, molecular function: odorant binding; olfactory receptor activity; G protein-coupled receptor activity. Gene Ontology annotation, cellular component: membrane. Lineage: Eukaryota; Metazoa; Chordata; Mammalia; Afrosoricida; Chrysochloridae. The transcript has a single exon.
AUGGGAAGUAGAAAUAACACUAACGUGUCUGACUUCAUCCUCGUGGGAUUGACAGAGUCUGAGGAGAUCCAGCUGUUCCUCUUUAAUCUCUUUCUCCUGAUAUACUUGAUUACUGUGCUGGGAAAUGCAGGGAUGAUUCUGACAAUUCACCUGGAUCUCCAGCUGCACACCCCUAUGUAUUUUUUCCUCAGUCACCUGUCAUCUCUUGAUCUCAGUUACUCAACUGUCAUUACCCCUAAAACUUUAGAGAACUUACUGACUUCCAAAAAACAUAUUUCAUUUGGGGGUUGCUUCAGCCAAAUGUACUUUUUUAUCACCUUGGCUGCCACUGAAUGUUUUCUUCUCUCUUCGAUGGCCUAUGACCGCUACGUGGCUAUCAGCAAACCUCUACAAUACCCAGUUAUUAUGUCCACUACACAUUGCUGCUCCCUCAUCAUGGCAUCCUACAUGAUUGGCUUUAUUGAUUCCACUGUCAGUGUGAUUGGCAUGAACACUCUGCAUUUCUGUAACUCCAAUGUAGUCCACCACUUUUUCUGUGACACAGCCCCAGUAUUAGCCCUCUCAUGCACUGACACACAUAAUGUUGAGAUCGUAAUAUUCACUUUUGCUUGUUUCACUUUAGUAGCAUCUGCCAGCAUAGUUGGUGUAUCCUAUGUUUCCAUUGUCUCUGCUAUCCUGAAGAUCAAUUCCACAUCAGGAAAGAGAAAAGCCUUUUCUACCUGUGCCUCCCACUUCCUGGGAGUCACCGUCUUCUAUGGUUCCAUGAUGUUCACUUACGUAAAGCCUAGUAGGUCCUACACCUUGGGCAAAGACCAAGUGGCCUCUGUUUUUUAUAGUAUUGUCAUCCCUAUGCUGAAUCCACUCAUUUAUAGUCUUAGGAACAAAGAAGUGAAAAAUGCUCUCAUUAGAAUUAAGAAGAAGAGAGGGAGCAGGAGGCUUUUAUGA